GUAGUUAGAGCACUUCAAGUUGUUGAAGUAAUUGUUUGUAUUGGAAUAAUAAAAAAAAUUUACUGCCUCCCGUCAAGCCAAUUGAAAUUUACACCAAAAUUAUUUUUUUAAAUACUCAAUACCGAUUUUGGUGAAGAAGGGGAAGAAUUCUUCACGCGGAUGCAAUGCAGUCACGUUCUUUCGCCCGUCAGUUGCAUCCCGGCGUUAUAAUAACUCAAGAGCUCAAGAUGAAAAUGUUUAACUUUGAAUCGCUUAACCGCGAGAAAGCCCAGCUGGAGACUGACAUCGAGCAAAUUCGCAAGCAACAAGACUCCAUUGAGGAUCAGCUCGCCGAAGCGCUGGCCGAAGAUGAGUUCCAGCGCUGCUUAAAUGGCCAGAUGAUGGUCACUCCCAAUGACGAUGAAAUGAUGGAGGUAUUCAAAAAGAAUUUGGGCACCACCAUUGACAAACUGGCCAGCAAAUACGAGCGCAAAAUUUACUUGGACGUUGAUCUUCAAAAGCUCAAGAUGACCAUUGAAAAAGAAAUUAUGAAAGUCAACGAGGAGGCAGCGGCAGCCGAGACUGCUAGUGCCUAGCACCACAACUCAACACACAGUAAGAGGCGCAACACUAGGCUAUAUAUUGGAUUAACAAAAUCAAAUUUUUGUUGCACUCUUCACACCUACCAAGCCAGACUAACGUUUUGGUACAGAUUCUCACUUCAAUUCCAUUCAAGUUUUAUCCUGGUGUCUCACUUUUAAUCCGAUUGCUUGCCUAAUUUAAUUUAUUUUUUAAAUUUUAAAUUUGUAAUUUUUUUGUAGUUACAAUAACAGACUUCUCUCUAUUGUUCUUAGCUGCUGGCUCUAAUCAAAUAAACCAUGCAAAGAAAAAAAAA
Drosophila hydei is the source of this 874-nucleotide messenger RNA. RefSeq lists its product as uncharacterized. The transcript has a single exon. Bases 165 to 575 code for a protein of 136 amino acids. Lineage: Eukaryota; Metazoa; Arthropoda; Insecta; Diptera; Drosophilidae. The record is from RefSeq and is a predicted model, not a curated record.